This is a messenger RNA of Acanthamoeba castellanii str. Neff, 1830 nucleotides long. RefSeq lists its product as uncharacterized. The coding region runs from base 1 to 1830 and encodes 609 amino acids. The record is from RefSeq and is a predicted model, not a curated record. The transcript is spliced from 13 exons. NCBI's taxonomy places the organism in Eukaryota, Discosea, Longamoebia, Acanthamoebidae.
AUGAACAAGGAGCAGAGCAACGAUGAGGUGGGCACCUCUGUGGCCUUUGAGCUGAGCACCGAGCCGGAUGCGCCUAAGGACGCUUCGCCAGCCGUUGCUGCCGUGUGGGAGCUCUACGCGCGUGUGUGGGACGCCGUCAUGCACAGUGACCCCAUCUCAGCCACUAUCGUCGGCGAUCACCGGUUCAACGACAAGCUGCAGGACUUGUCCAAGGCCGGCUACGAGGCCCACGCCCAGGCCGUCGCCAACUUCCGGAAGCAGUUGGAGGCCAUCAGCCUCGACGACAUUCCGCUGGAGAAGGACCAGCAAAACUACCUCUUCCUGCAGAAGUUCCUUCAGUUCGAGCAGAUGAAGCUCGACAGCUUCCAUCGCUUCGAAUUGCCCACUUCGCAUUUGUUCGGCCCGCAUAUCAUGUUCCCGCAGCUCUCCACGUUUCACCCCACCGCUUCGAAGGCCGACUUUGAGAGCCUCAUCAAGCGUAUCAAGGCAUUCCCGCAGCAGGCCGAUCAGAUGAUCGACGGCUUCCGCGAGGGCAUCCGCGCCAAGAUCACCCACCCCGCCACGUCCGUCGCCACCCUCAUCAAGCAGUGCGAGAACCAGAUCAAGGCCUCGCCGCAGGAGAGUCCGCUGUACGGCCCGAUCGCAAAGGCCAAGAAGGCUGAGCCGGCCGUGCUCUCGGCCGAUGACCUGGCGCAGCUGGAAGCCGAGGUGGUCGCAUCGAUCGAAUCGCUGGUCUUCCCCGCCUACGCCAAGCUUAAGUCCUUCCUCGAGUCCGAGUACCUGCCCGAGGCACGCCAGGAGGCCGGCAUCUGGGCCUGGCCCGAAGGCGAGAAGAUCUAUGAUCUCACCAUCCACUUCUUCACUUCGCUGCCCCUAACUGCGGAGAAGGUGCACGGCCUGGGUCUGGAGGACGUGGCGCGCAUCAAGCGCGAGAUGGAGGCCAUCAAGGAGAAGGUGGGCUCGCCCAAGGAGGAGGACCUCAAGACCUUCAUGGAGAAGAUCAAAGCCGAUCCCCGCUUCUACUACGCCACCGGCGAGGAAAUCGUGCAGGAGUACAAGAGGAUGCUGAAGGAAGCGGAAGCCAAGCUGCCCCAAUAUUUCGGCAUUCUGCCCAAGGCCGCGUACGAUGUCAGAGCGAUCGAGCCCUUCAGGGAGCAGAACUCGCCCCCCGCCCACUACUACCCUCCGCCGGCUCCCGUUCCGGGUUCCACCGCGCCGGUGCGGCCGGGUAUCUUCUACGCGAACACGUAUAAGCCCGAGACGCGUCCCAACUACGUCAUGGAGUCCAUCGCGCUUCACGAAGGCGUUCCCGGGCACCACCUGCAAAUCGCGGUCGCUCAGGAGCUCGACGGGCUGCCGCGGGCCAGGAAACAGCCGGCCGACUUCACCACCGGCUACAUCGAAGGCUGGGGCCUCUACACCGAGAAGCUGGGCCUCGAGAUGGGCUUCUACCAGGACCCGUACAGCGACUUUGGUCGCCUCACCACCGAGAUGAUGCGUGCCGUGCGUCUGGUCGUCGACACUGGGCUGCACGCGUUCAAGUGGACAAGGAGCCAGGCCAUCGAGUACUUUGCCGACCACUCGGCCAUGGGCAUGACCGACAUCGAGGCGGAGGUGGACCGCUACAUGGUGUUCCCGGGCCAGGCCCUGUCCUACAAGGUCGGCGAGAAGACCAUCCUCCGCAUGCGCGCUACGGCGCAGGAGAAGCUGGGCCAGGCCUUCGACAUCCGGGCCUUCCACGACGAGACCCUCAAGCACGGCUCCCUCCCGCUCGAGACCUACGAACGCAACAUCCUCCGCUGGAUCGACGCCCGCCUCGCCGUCAACUAA